UCGAUCUAUCUCUUUCCCUCCAUCAACCGCCAUUGACACAUCGAUCGACAUCACUCUACGUUUCACGCGUCUUUUGUUCGUCGCAAGUGAGUCUCGCGCGAAAAUAAGUAUCAGGAGUGUGAGACAACAGUGAUGCACGAUCGCCGGAACGUGUCGCAGCUGUCACAGCGCUGGAUUUCGGCGACCGGGAAGCACUACCACUCGGGGACUCGUAGGGAGGUCCCCCAACCGGAAGAGACCGCCGUAAGGCGGUCAACAAAUCAGGCAUGGAGCAGUUCGAGCAGCUGCUAACCUGCGCGAUCUGUCUGGAUCGAUACAGAAAUCCGAAGCUCUUACCAUGCCAACACAGCUUCUGCAUGGAGCCGUGCAUGGACGGCCUCGUCGAUUACGUUCGUCGACAGGUCAAGUGUCCGGAAUGCCGCGCCGAACAUCGUAUACCGUACCAGGGCGUGCAAGCUUUCCCGACCAAUGUGACACUGCAACGUUUCCUGGAGCUGCACAUCGAGAUCACGGGCGAACUGCCGGACCCCACCAGCGGCCAGACCAUGGAACGCUGCGGCGUCUGCUCCGAGAAGAGCUAUUGCGCCCUGUGCGUGCACUGUGAGAAAAAGUGCUGUCCCGAGUGCAAGGACGCGCACAUGGACAUCUUGAGGCGCGAAAUCACGCGCAUCAAUUCACAGGUGCGCCGGGGUCUACACAGGCUGCAGGACGCGCUGGCCCUGGUGGAGAAAAACACACUGGGUCUGCAAACAAACUGCGCCUCGGUCGCCGAGGAAGUGGACGAGAUUUAUCGGAGGCUGAGCAAGGCUUUGAAAGACCGCACGGAACAUCUGCGUAACGAGGUCGAUCGAUACCUCGGCACCGAGCUCAGAGGCCUGAUUCAACUCAAAGAGAAUCUCGAAUUGGAGAUCGCGAAUAUCCAGAGCAACUGCGACCUGGCGGAGGCGCACAUAAACGAAAAUGUACCGUGGGACGAUGCCGAGCUGCUGGACACAAAGGAGCUUUUCCUACGUACCGUGGAAUUUAUCAGGAACUUCGAAUACGAAGCGGGGGAUUACAGCCGACGCGUCCGCUUCGUGAUGGCGCACGAUCCGAAUCAGCUUGUCCUACACAUGGCGGGUUACGGCGAAUUGAACAUUAAACCCGAGAGCGGGAGCGGCGGAUUGCUGGGUAGCUCCAGCAGUUUAGCCCCACCUGGAGGCUCGCCCGGCCUCAUGAGAAGCAAGAGCGAUCACCGCCUCGCCUCGCAGUACAGGCAGCAAGAAGAGGAACGUCUGGCCAGGAAUCGAUACGUGCCCGAAUACGAGUACGAUGCGCCCGAGUACGAAGUGCCCAGGAACAAGUCCCGGUACAGGAGUCGAUUCAUGCGUCACCGCGACGGCGACGAUUCCGACGGCGACUCCCGGUCGACGGUGAGGUUCACGUCGGAGCGGCAGGAGCCGUCGGCCUUGCGAGAGCGCGUGCUGGACACGGAAGACGCCGCACGCGGACCCCUUUCCGGCAUAUUUCGCCUCACGGACUCGCCGCGGGUCAUGAAGAAGCUUCAGGAGUGUGAGCGAGCCGGCAAGAGAAAGAAGGAGGACUCAGCGAACCAACAGACCGUGGUGCAACAGCCCCAACCACCUAAGUCUCAGGUGCAAGUGAGAAAGGUACCGAGCGCGGUGGCGAGGCAGACCAGCGAGGACGACGAGAUCUCGAGGAUCAAGAAGCAGAACAAGAGCGCGACGACGGUCGCCCACCCCGAAACGGUGGAGGAGAGACAGCCGACGGCGCCUGCUCCUCCGACCCAUCCACCGCCGAGGGAACUCCCAGAGCGGGAAGUCGAGGAGCCGAUCAGGCGGUCGGCGAUCAGCAGGAGAACUUCGGCGGAAACUCACCCUCCCCCCGCGGCCAGAAGCGCCUCGUCGGACUCGAGCACCGGCUCCGAGAGCUCGACCGGGUCGGGGGUUCGCAACACGGGCGCGCCUUUCACGGCCGAGGAGAUGAAGCAGAAAUACUUGUCAAGGGCGCCGCCGACUAACACGACUACCACCUUGUCGACCGGGCCGUCUGUCAUCUCCACGACUGGCAAGGAGUCGCCCAACAUCACCUCGCCGACGACAAGGCCGUUUCAAAGCCGUUUUUUAGGCGCAGGUAACCGUGCGGCGCCACCACCGCCGAUCCAAAUGCCACGGGAGGAGCCAACCCCGAAGAAGAAACAGGAAGAGGAGGACGAGGAAGAGGAGACGAGCAGCUCGUCCGAGGAGACGGAGUCGGACACGGAGGAGGAGUCGGAAACAGACGUUCAUCCGUCUAACGCCGCUCCAUCCUCAACCUCCAGCGUCCCUCAAGAUCGUCAGAGGAACGAGUCCGCCAUGGCCCGUACUGAUAUAGGACCUCUGCUCGCUCGCAGCGCUGAAGCCAGGAGGGGUAGCAAGGAGGAUUCGCCUUCCACCAGGUAUUCGUCGCCGAGGGGGAGCCCCGCGCAAUCCGUGACGAGCCCGACGACGACGACGAUGACGAGCCCGGGCGGCGGCGGCAUCGGCGGCGUUGGCGUUGGCGUCACGACGCCGACGGCCACGCCGGGCGGCUACACCAGCAGGACGUUUAGUGACGAUACCGACGUAAGGUCGGUCGCUCGCGUCGAGGACGAUAUAGUAAUCGCGGCUACUACUACUAUUAUUACUACUACUACUACUACUACUACUACUACUACUACUACUACUACUACCACCACUACCACUACCACUACUACAAUCGCGGAUUACGCUUUUAACGCCGACGACGGGGACGCACUGAAGCAGAUUAAACCGCCACCGACGAACACUACCUCGCAAACGGACGCUAUUACGGACACCGACAACACAUCGACCACCUCAUCCUCCUCCCACCUCGCGAUUAGCCCCGAAAGCCUCAUGGAGGGUAGCCGCGGUAGUCGAGUUGCGAGCGUGGCCGAAGACGACGCGUUAGUGGACGGUCGUUCAGGGAACGAUGAGGUCUCAUUACUAACCGGUCGCGAUCACCACGAAUUCAUCUGCGUUGUGACCGAUGACUCCGCGACGAGAACACGCGAGCCUCAAGACUCGCCGUCGGGUUUAUGUUCGCCGGAGGACGUCGUGAGGAACGCGACAGUCGUGGAGCGGUCCGCGUCGGACCUCUCCUCGAGUUUGUCCGCCGAGAUGAUGGACCAGCACAGAGACCGGUCCAAGUCCAAGGACUCGCGAGGUGUGUCUGAGAGCUCGAGCUGCGUCAGUGGGCGCACGAUUUCCGACAGCGAAUCAGAGAGCGAUUCCGAGAGCGGGUCGGAGGACGAGGACGAGGACGAGGACGAGGAAGAGGAAGAGGAAGAGGAAGAGGAAGAGGAUGAGGAUGAAGAGGACGACGAAUCUCGGGAUGAAAAUUGCAACUUGAAGAAGGAGAAGAAAGAGGAGAAGGAGAAGGAACGCGAGCGAUCGAAUGAAGUGGACGAUACAGAUAGCGAGGAGAGCGAAGAGAGCGGAGGCUCCUCGAGCUCCGCCAAAACCGACGGGGAAGCCACAGUGUUGAGCGUCAGCUCGAACACCCGGGCCGACAGCAGUCUGACGCAGUCGGACGAUCUGCGCUAUGAGCUAAAGCGCCGCAGCGCCUCGAUAAUCGACGAAAGGAGCAUCGAGGAAAUGUUCGACGACAAUGGCUGGGUGAUCACCGAGCAGGACCUCCAGACCGAUGUGCGGACGGUGUCCGCGAUCCCGUCGGCUUUCGCGAACGAUUCUAUCGAUCGACCGGUCGAUCAACGACAGACUGAAGACACCACCGGUGAGUCCAGCGACGCAGCUGGGACUCGUCCGGAGGAAACCAUUCCUAAAAUCGCUGAGGGUAGCCCGGACGAGGCGUCCGGCAACGUCGAAAUGGCACCCUCGAGCGAGCCAUCACCAGCGCCUGAGGAGACUCCGCUGCCGAGGAGUCGCGUCUAUCGGCAAAGCAGCCUCGGCAAGAACGGCUGGCUAGUGUCCGACGAGUCCGAGAGCGAGUCUGACCGCGCGACCUCGCCGGGCGAAGUGGGCCAUGAGGCGGCGCGAGUCGACAUGGGCGACAUCGACGAGAACGGCUGGGUGAUACUCGACGAUGACAACGAGGACGACGAGGACGACAAUGAAGACCAAGAUGACGGAGAAGACGCGGGGGCCCGCGGCGCGAAGAACACUGCGAGCGCGAUUCGUUCCCAAACGACCGACCUCCUAACGAAAAGUAACAUCGAGAACGGCGCGUUACUCGCGAAGGCUACCCAGUCAAAGGGCACCGAGUCGCCCGGCGAGCACGAGGAAACGCCCGGUGCCAAUAUCAGUAUACCAAUGCAAAUGCCGAUCGUAGUGCACCUCAAGACGCGCACACGCUCGAAUCCCGGCUACGUUGUACUCGAGGAGACAGUCAGGUCUGCGUGCGUGUACGGAUGGUAUAGGACGCUUCGGCUCUGCAAGAUGCCUCACGAAUCUAUGGUGAAAAGUGCGACGCAUCGGUGGACGCCGAUGGUUGCACUCGCCCAUGGAGCUGGGAUCGAAUUAAAUCGAUGGCCGUUUCGUAAGCAUAGAUUCCUCAACAAGAGCAGGAGCCAGGCGGCGAUGAUGGCGUCCCGCGAGCGGGAACGUGAACGAGAUCGCGAACGGGUACGGGAACGCGAAAGGGACGCGGACGCAGAGGUAGAUUCACCGCUGUCGGCGAGAUCGCGCUACGCCGCUUUAAAAGAGCGCCGGCAGCGUCUGGCGCGUUCCCGGAGCUCCCACAACUUCGGCGGCGACGAUCUCGAUCUCGACGAGGACCCGCCGUCGCCGACUACCCAAUCACCGAACGCCUACCUGGCGGCCAAGUACGGCGCCGGCUCCGAGCUGGCCCGCAGCCGCAGCACCCACGCGCUGAAGUCGCGCGAGCCGAGCCCGGAACGAGAUCGCCCGGGCGCCGAGAAGGACGGCGCGGCUUUGAGCUCGUGGGCGCGGUACUUGAAGAACAAGUACGGCAACCGCACCACCAAGGACAAGGAGCCGCCCUCCUCGUCCUCCACGAUACCCUCAUCCAGCACCAGCGCAACCUCGAGGCGGCUGUCGUUGGGCUUACCUCUCAGGCACGCCGGCCAAACAUCAUUCGAAUCUUCUGACGACGACCAAAAAAACCCGUCAGGCUCCCCCACGUCCCCUACAGCAGCUCCCGUUAUACCCGCGGCAGCAGGUUCCUCCACUAGCAGUGGUCGGAGGAGUCAUUACUUGCUGAAGCGGCGGCAGCUGUUUAAGUUCGGGAUGCGGGGGAGCGAAGCCGGAUGCUUUACCUGGCCGAGAGGCCUCGCGGUCGGCCCGGACAACUCCAUCGUCGUGGCCGACAGCUCAAAUCAUCGUGUUCAAGUAUUCGACGGUAAUGGAAACUUCAUGAAGGAGUUCGGAACAUACGGGAGCGGCGAGGGUGAAUUCGACUGCCUCGCCGGAGUGGCCGUGAACCGGAUCGGCCAGUAUAUCAUCGCGGAUCGUUACAACCACAGGAUCCAGGUGCUCGACCCGUCCGGUCGUUUCCUCAGGGCUUUUGGCUCUCAGGGCACCGCUGACGGUCGCUUCAAUUAUCCCUGGGGCAUCACCACCGACGCCCUCGGCUUUAUCUACGUGUGCGACAAGGAGAACCAUCGCGUACAGGUAUUUCAAUCGGACGGCACGUUCGUGGGCAAGUUUGGCUCCUGCGGUAGCGGACGCGGCCAAUUAGAGCACCCGCAUUACAUCGCGGUGAGCAACACGAACCGAGUGAUCGUCAGCGACAGCAACAACCACCGCGUGCAGAUAUUCGACGUGAAUGGCCGCGUGCUGACAUCCUUUGGCUCGGAGGGCUCGGAGGAAGGCCAGUUCAAGUUCCCGCGGGGCGUCGCCGUGGACGAUCAGGGCUACAUCGUUGUCGCCGAUUCCGGCAACAACCGCAUACAGAUCUUCAGCCCGGAGGGCGCCUUCCUCAAGUCCUUCGGCUGCUGGGGCAGCGGCGACGGCGAAUUCAAGGGUCUCGAGGGCGUCGCCGUCACCUCCACCGGCAACAUCGUCGUCUGCGAUCGCGAGAAUCAUCGGGUCCAAGUAUUUUGAACCCGUAGAUCUCGUGCGCGACUCGACCGGCAAGCUAAGCGAGUUGGCGCGCGUUCGCGUUUAUUAAUCGAGCGUUAAUAAGUGGGCGAAUACAAAUUAGCUGGCACCUCCGAGUAACGUCUCAUAUACUCUUAGGUGUCAUUCAACAAUUACGUCACAUCAUGAAGGGAUGAGCUUACGUGACGGUUUAUGAUAACUGCGGGUGAGUAAAGAACGUCACACGUACCCUACAUUCAAAAUUGUUAUAUCUGAAAAUAUUAUAUUCUAUAGAUAUAAUUUAAUUUUGUGUUAAUAAUCAAAUGUUUUUGAAAAUCUUGAAGAGUUUAUUUAAAAAAGAAAACAAAUUUUACUAAUUAAGAUUAUGAAAUAAAAUAAUUGAAUCGAUAUUAUGCCUAACAAAAUUAUUUGUGUUUUAGAAAAAAAUAGCAACGUGGUGUAAUAAUUAUUAUUUAAAACAUAAUCACAAGCUGUUCUUUCUUAUUCUGUGUGAGGAGAGGAGGAUAGCUCCACAUAUCACAUAAUAUUGAAAGGUGGCUCAAACUUUCUGAUGGAAGAGAGAAGGGAAGAUAAAUAAUAUUCAUAUUUUGCGUGACGUAAUUAUUGUAUGGCCCUUCGUGUGCUUGAUGAACACUUGGAUUAGCAACUUAAUUCAAGAAGGGCGAAUAUGCCCGAGGCCGGUAACUUUGAAUACUCUCACUUCUUUAUUUUGCAAUUUAAAAUACGCGACGAACAUUUAGAGAAGUUGGAUGUUGUCGGGACAACGGCAAAUAAUGUCCCCUCGCGGAUAAAAAUGAAAAAUUAAAAAAAAAAUAGCAAAAGUACGAUUAAAUAUAGGAAGACUUCAAUAUGUCGACAGAAAAAUUGUAAAAAUGUCAUAAAAAAUAUUGCAAGUUUAGUAUACAUAUUUCGUGAAACGGGGGUUUUCCAGAUCAGCGAGUUUUAUUCGAAACACUUUCGCGGAAGCGACCCCGUCAACGAAUGGGAUGUUGCGUUUUGCCGCUUGUUUCGCUCGAAUAUUAACACGGUUGCCUCUUUUCAUGAAAUUCUCUCUCCUCUGCCCCCCUCCCCACAUCGGAAAAUUCUCCCGCGACCCUUAAAAAGUUCAACAUAAUUCCCUCUUCGCUCUCCGCCGUCGUUCGAUGACGUAACACACAGAUUUAUCGCGCUGGUAGUUUAUUAUUCGCUGUAAUAAAAAUACGGGAAUAAUCCCCGUCGCUUUGCGACGAGCCGCGCAAAGUCGUUCCAUUUGGCCAUAUUAAAAAUCUAUCGUGGUGAAAACGACAAUUAACAACUAUCCAUUUCUUAUUGCGCCGAUGAAUAAUUGGCGAUCGGCAUGAUUGCUUCGAAAGGAUUCUUCUGAAUUAUACGUUUGUACUUAUUGGCAAUUAACAGAUGACAUUAACGAAACUCGCCGCUUACUCUGCACUAAUAUUUCCCUCACGUACACUGAGAGAAAAAAAAUUAGUUGAUCUAACUAAAAUUAUAGUUACUUUUGGCUCCCCCAAACACAUUUUUUGUGGUAAAGUGGUAGCAAAGUAACAUGCAUAUGAGGUUAUUAUCACUAACAUUAUAGUAGAAUUUAAUUAAAAAGAAUGAUUCUUGCAACCAUAAUUUAUAGUAAUUAUUUCUUUAUGUGGUUAUAGUUACAAGUGCCAUUUUUUUCUCACUUCAAGGGAAGUUGCGGAAUUGUCCCCCCCGAUUUUGAUGCGCUUGGAUAUGUUGUAGAGCAUCAAAAAGUAGUCGACACGUAUUUUUUUUUAUCGGCCAUAUAUUGAGUUUAGGGGUUGAAACAGCCCCUUGAAAAAAAAUUACUUUUCCAUUUU
This is a messenger RNA of Odontomachus brunneus, 7885 nucleotides long. RefSeq names its product serine-rich adhesin for platelets (gene tn). Gene Ontology annotation, molecular function: metal ion binding; ubiquitin protein ligase activity; translation repressor activity. The record is from RefSeq and is a predicted model, not a curated record. NCBI's taxonomy places the organism in Eukaryota, Metazoa, Arthropoda, Insecta, Hymenoptera, Formicidae. The coding region runs from base 267 to 6062 and encodes 1931 amino acids. Gene Ontology annotation, biological process: proteasome-mediated ubiquitin-dependent protein catabolic process; negative regulation of translation; protein polyubiquitination. The transcript is spliced from 19 exons.